Echinostoma caproni is the source of this 213-nucleotide messenger RNA. The record is from the annotation of a GenBank genome assembly. NCBI's taxonomy places the organism in Eukaryota, Metazoa, Platyhelminthes, Trematoda, Plagiorchiida, Echinostomatidae.
AUGAAGGUGCGGUGGAAUGAUGUCUUCGUGGAUGGAGAUGCGCGGACGUUCCUGGAGGAGUUCGAGGACGUCGCGGAGCUGGCGGGAAUACGGUUGGAGCGAGGUAAGUUGACGACCCUCCAAGCGCUUCUCAAGACCCGGGGGCGGGCGGUGUUGGAUGCGGCGCGAAGAGGCCCGGAGAAGAUGGAGUGGGCCGCCGCGAAGGAUGCCUGA